AUAUUUGUUCAAAUAAUAUAAAGAUGACAAAUUGGACCCAAUACGUAAUUUUCAAGAUAGUUUUGGGGGUUAAAUAAGACUAAACGGAUUUUCAUAGAGUUAACUGAAAAUUUAUAAAACCACCAUGCUUUCUCAUAAUUAUAACACACAACUGAAACCAGUGAAGGCUCCAGCAACCUAGGCGAAGCUCAAAGGUGAAUUUGCUGUUACGCGUCAUGGAUAGUUCAAUGAAAGAGUAUGCUGCUUUUGAAGAGAAAGUGAAGCGCACUAUAUUCAUUGACAACCUUUCACCUGUGGCUACUGAAGCCGUCAUUAAAGCUGCAAUUGAUCAAUUUGGGAAUGUCAUUCAGGUCAAGUUUAUCCCGAACUACCUUGAACCAAAGAACAUUGGACAAUCUGCAUUGGUUGAGCUGGAAAAUGCAGCCCAGGCAAAAACUAUAAUCUCCGAGAUAAGCAGUUCGUCAUUUAUGAUAUGUGGUAUGCCAAGGCCUGUCAGGGCACGUGCUGCUGAACCAGAGAUGUUUGAUGACCGUCCUAUAAAACCUGGUAGGAAGAUAGUAUGUCGAUGGUUGGACUCCAACGAUCCUGAUUUUGAGGUCGCCAAGAAGAUCAAGCUUAUGGUUCGUAAACAUGCAGAAGAAACCAAGUUUUGCCUCAAGCAUCAACUAGAGGAGGAAGAAAACCUUGCGAAACAACAGACAGAGAUCUUGAACGCGGCUCAUAAGAAGUAUGAACUCAUAGACAGUGUUGUUGGCAGCAGAGUCGCCGAUCGUUUGGCAGAUAUUUACAGAGUGAAUAUUCCAAAAGCUGAACAUCAGUAAACUCGUCCGUCCAACGCGUUGCACCAGAAUCUGACGUAGACCUAGAGAUUUUUGCUUCCUGGCGAUCGAUUGACAUGUUUUGGUUUUAGUGAAGGCAGUAGAAAGCUCACUCUAUAAAAGCUUGUGGAGUAUUUGGUUGAUCUUGAAUUGUAAUUGUUGCCCAAAUGUAUAUACUCUAAUAUAUGUGUCAAGUGAACCUGCAGGAGAUAAGUGUAUUUCUACUAUAUAUUAUGGUUUGUGAAAGCCAAUGCAUGUAUUUUCUUCA
Messenger RNA from Capsicum annuum, 1086 nucleotides. RefSeq lists its product as uncharacterized. Lineage: Eukaryota; Viridiplantae; Streptophyta; Magnoliopsida; Solanales; Solanaceae. Gene Ontology annotation, molecular function: RNA binding. The record is from RefSeq and is a predicted model, not a curated record. The coding region runs from base 216 to 821 and encodes 201 amino acids. The transcript is spliced from 3 exons.